AAAAGAAGAUUCUCCGGUUAGGGCUUUGCCUCAUAGCCGGGAUAUAUAAAGCGGCCCACACUAUACGCAAAAGCACCCGUUUCAUCUUGAAUUUGUGAAGGCGAAAACUAGGGCAAACAUGAUCAUUCCGGUCCGAUGCUUCACCUGCGGCAAGGUUAUUGGAAACAAAUGGGACACGUAUCUUGAUCUUCUCCAGUCUGAUUACACCGAAGGAGAUGCUCUUGAUGCUUUGGGGCUUGUCCGUUAUUGUUGCAGAAGAAUGCUGAUGACGCAUGUUGAUCUCAUUGAAAAGCUUCUCAACUAUAACACAUUGGAGAAGUCUGACACCAGCUGAAGCGUCAUUGGAGAACUGUUAGCAAUGGAGAAUGAUUGCUUAGAACAAGUGUACUGGCAUUUUGUUUCAACAUUGUGUUUCAUUUCUAAAAGUCGGUGUAAAAUUAUUGGAAACAAGCAAACAUCUUAACUUUAUAGUAUGUAGUAGGUAUCUUGAACAUUUGUUUCUAUGUUGAUGCAUUAGCAUUCUUCUUUAUGUGCAUACACGAAAGACAUACCUACACAUGUAUCUGUUUUUCAAAGAUUGGGUGGUAUGAAAAAAUGGUUGUGCUGUUACCACCCAA
Molecule: messenger RNA, 617 nt
Organism: Helianthus annuus (common sunflower)
Lineage: Eukaryota; Viridiplantae; Streptophyta; Magnoliopsida; Asterales; Asteraceae
Product: DNA-directed RNA polymerases I, II, and III subunit RPABC5
Exons: 4
Coding region: 119-334 (71 amino acids)
Biological process (GO): transcription by RNA polymerase II; transcription by RNA polymerase I; tRNA transcription by RNA polymerase III
Cellular component (GO): RNA polymerase II, core complex; RNA polymerase I complex; RNA polymerase III complex
Molecular function (GO): zinc ion binding; DNA binding; DNA-directed RNA polymerase activity
Source: RefSeq, a predicted model, not a curated record